AUGACAGCCAUGCUGAGCCCAAAGAUCAGACAAACCAGGAGAGCCAGGUCAAAGAGCAUGGUGAUGGGCGAGGUGUCCCGAGGCCCAUGCCGGCCGGCCUCCCCGAGCCUCCAGGAAGGGGCGCUGAAAGCUGGCUGGCUGAAGAAGCAGCGCAGCAUCAUGAAGAACUGGCAGCUGCGCUGGUUUGUGCUGCGCUCGGAUCAGCUCUUCUUCUACAAAGACGAGGAAGAAACCAAACCACAGGGCUGUAUACCUCUGCAGGGAUGCCAGGUCAACGAACUCACAGCUAAUCCGGACGAACCAGGAAGACACCUUUUUGAGAUUGUACCAGGUGGAACAGGAGAGAAGGACCGGGCUCCAAUCAGCCAUGAGUCCUUCCUGCUCAUGGCAAACUCCCAGACGGACAUGGAUGACUGGGUCAAGGCCAUACGGCGGGUCAUCUGGGCGCCAUUUGGAGGAGGGAUCUUUGGUCAGCGUUUAGAGGACACCGUGCAGUAUGAGAAGAAGUUUGGCCCCCGGCUGGCCCCCUUGCUGGUGGAGCAGUGUGUGGACUUCAUCAGGGACAGGGGUUUGGACGAGGAGGGUCUCUUUCGGAUGCCAGGACAGGCCAACCUGGUGAAGGAGCUGCAGGAGGCCUUCGACUGCGGAGACAAGCCUCAGUUCGACAGUAAUACGGACGUCCACACGGUGGCAUCCUUGCUGAAGUUGUACCUGCGAGAGCUGCCUGAACCAGUCAUUCCCUUCUCCAAAUAUGAAGACUUUCUGACCUGUGCACAGCUUUUGGCCAAAGAUGAGGAGGAUGGGGUCCAGGAGCUUGGACGGCAAGUUAACACUCUACCUCUACCUAACUACAAUCUCCUCACGUACAUAUGCAAAUUCCUCGAUGAGGUCCAGUCCCACUCCAUUGAGAACAAAAUGAGCGUCCAGAACCUUGCCACAGUAUUUGGACCAAAUAUCCUUCGACCCAAGAUGGAGGACCCGCUCACGAUCAUGGAAGGCACCUCUCUGGUCCAGCACCUGAUGACAAUCCUCAUUAGGGAACACAACCGUUUUUACUCAGGGAGGGACCAGGAGGCAUACAAUGUUCCCCAAACAGAGCUCCCCCUCCCGGGGCAUCAGCUCCAGCAUCGCAGCCUGGGAGCCUGGAUCUCAGAGGAGGACCUCCAGACCUGCCCGGUGUCCAACCCCGACCAAGAACUGGACAGCAGUGCCUCAUCUCUGGAUGCCAAACUGUGCGCAGCCGUCACUCCCACCCAGACCCCGAACCUGAACCCUGGACCAAAACUGGGAUCUCCAUCAGGGAAAGGAGAGAUUGUGGUCAGCCCGAGUAAACAAGCCAAGACCAUACCCUCCUGGAAGUACUCUUUCAAAAGCUCCUCAGCACCUCGUUCCCAGCUGCAGGGCAAGCCCAGCAACAGCGGCAGCUCUGUGGCUGAUGUUGCUAGUGUGUCUUCUGGUGGAGGUGGAGGUGGAGGUGGAGGAAACUGGCUCAUGAAUGGUUUGUCCUCCUUGAGGGGACACCGGCGCACGUCGUCCGGCGAGCGGUCGGCCCGUGAUCGCGACUCCACGGGCUCCUCACAGAGACUGUCCACCUACGACAACGUCACCUCUUCCUCCAGCAUGGGGAGCGUUCCAAGUGUCGCUAGCACGCCUUGGUCCACCUCCUCCUGCGAGAUCUCCGUCCAAGACUCGGGAAGUGAACCCUCACCCAACUGCGGAGCAGGGGGUGAAAGUGGGGGGACAGGAGAGUGGAUGGAGAGCCAGAGGGAGAUGGACAGAGGAAGGGAUGAAGGGGCGACGACAGACCCGAGCUCUGAGCAGGACAGCUGUGAGGCCAUGGAGCUGUGCAGCAGCAGCGUGGCCUGCAGCGAGAAUGGAAACGUGGCCAUGGCGGCCGGGGUGCCGUCCAUUAUCACAUCAGAGGACGGAGACGGGACAAUGACGCUGAGCAGUCUGGUGGAAGGACUGCAGGACGAGUUGAGGAUGCAGAAGACUACAUACGAGGCCAGGAUCCAGAAGCUGGAGGAGUCCAGUGCUGCUCUGUGUGCACAGAUGGAGCGUUUGGAACAAGAGAUGGAGCAGGAAAGGAAGAAGCAACGCAUGCUGGAGAUCAAACUACGGAACUCGGAGCGGGCGAGGGAGGAUGCAGAAAACCGCAACCGCCUUCUGGAGAAGGAGAUGGAGGAUUUCUUUUCCACGCUGGGAGAUCUGGCCCUGGGUGCGAGGACUAGUGAUAUUUGA
Messenger RNA from Anoplopoma fimbria (sablefish), 2241 nucleotides. It is a transcript of the gene arhgap22b, whose product is annotated as rho GTPase-activating protein 22. Gene Ontology annotation, cellular component: focal adhesion. Bases 1 to 2241 code for a protein of 746 amino acids. The transcript has 10 exons. Lineage: Eukaryota; Metazoa; Chordata; Actinopteri; Perciformes; Anoplopomatidae. Gene Ontology annotation, molecular function: GTPase activator activity. Gene Ontology annotation, biological process: activation of GTPase activity; signal transduction. The record is from RefSeq and is a predicted model, not a curated record.